This is a messenger RNA of Nannizzia gypsea CBS 118893, 1590 nucleotides long. RefSeq lists its product as hypothetical. Gene Ontology annotation, molecular function: RNA binding. Gene Ontology annotation, cellular component: precatalytic spliceosome. Gene Ontology annotation, biological process: mRNA cis splicing, via spliceosome. Bases 1 to 1590 code for a protein of 529 amino acids. Lineage: Eukaryota; Fungi; Ascomycota; Eurotiomycetes; Onygenales; Arthrodermataceae. The record is from RefSeq and is a predicted model, not a curated record. The transcript has 5 exons.
AUGUCCUCCCAGAAGGCGACUGCGCCCAAGCCGGGCAUGUCGCUCUAUGCGAACUUACUGGACACUCCUGAGAGCGCUUCCAUUUCGCGCGCGCCAGUAGUCUUUACGCAAGCUACAGACGCCUCCCAAGAUGACCCUGCCAUGAAAAAGCAGCAGAUAACUUCUCUACGGUUUCAGCCCACAAAAAGACCACAACUGCCCUCCCAGAGGUUAAAGGCGAAAUCUGGCAUCUCGAAGCCGCCUGUUAUCACAGGAUCGGCAAGCCCUGCUGCCCCAGAUGAGGGUACUGCGAGCUCUGCUGUAACCACGGGUCGUGCGACCGGGAAGUCAACGCUUGCGGAUUGGACGGCCACAGCGGACGAUGACGAUGUCAACGGAUACUAUGGAGGAGAGAAGAGGCAGCGUGGUGGUAGGAAGAAACGGAAGAAAAACUACGAGGCCGAGGUGGUUUUACAGAACUGGGAUGAUAUCUACGACCCGACGCGCCCCAACAGCUAUGAGGCAUACAGGCAUAGCGAAGAGAAGAUACGAGAGGUCAAAGAAUGGAAGGACCGACUGUAUGCCCAUCGUUUGGCGCAGCAGUACAAUAGCGACAUGGACAGUGAUGAGGAGCAGUCGCGGCCGCAAAUGAACAGAAAAUUUGCUCCUCCUCCAUCUUUUGCGCCACCACCAGACCUGAAUGCACCCCCAGCGGAGUCCCCAGAGCCAGAACGUACCUUCUCAGAAGCCAUCCCACAGCCCGCCGUAGAAAUCCCUGAUGAUUCAACCGGUGAAGAGGCGUAUGCGCGACGGUUACGGUUGAGUGCGAACAUCAACCAGCCCGAACCAACCCCACAACCCUCGCUGCCAUCACAGCUACCACCUACCCAAGAAGCUCCCACGUCGGCGGCUCCACCCAGCCAGACAUACAGCGCAGCCACCAUAUCUCGUCCGCCGGUUCGAUACGCAUUACCUGCGGCACCGAGAGAUCUUCCUGCCACGGAAGCUGAGCUUGAAGCAACAUUGGCUAAUGAACAAGAAGAUUCAAACAAGGAAGGAGAUGAAGAUACUCCUCGCUCCCUCAGACCAGGCCAGAAGGGCUUCGCAGAGCGACUGCUAACUAAAUAUGGCUGGACAAAGGGUUCUGGCCUUGGAGCAAACGAGUCCGGUAUCGUCAACCCGCUCCAGGUCAAAGUACAAAAACAAAAGAAGAAACCAGACUCUGAAGGAGGCGGGGCUGCUACACCCGGCGGUCCAAGGGGUAAAAUCAUUGGUGGUGCCAGGAAACAGGAAGAGCACGGGAAGUUUGGCCCCAUGUCUGACGUUAUUAUUUUGCAUGGAAUGGUAGAUGGGCUGGACUUAGAUGCAGAGCUGGAAUCUGGUGAUCUAAUGCAGGAAAUUGGAGACGAAUGCGGCGAGAAGUAUGGUCGUGUCGAGCGAGUUUACAUUGACCGAAACAGCAAAGACAGGAUCCCCGUUUUCAUAAAAUUCACAAAUCAACUAUCUGCUCUGCGGGCCGUUAAUGCGCUCGAGGGCCGAAUAUUCAAUGGUAAUACAAUAACAGCCCGCUUCUUUGAGAGCGAGAAAUUCGAAGACGGGGGUUAUUUUUAG